This is a messenger RNA of Perkinsus marinus ATCC 50983, 2203 nucleotides long. Its product is annotated as chaperone protein DNAK, putative. Bases 1 to 1959 code for a protein of 652 amino acids. The record is from RefSeq and is a predicted model, not a curated record. Gene Ontology annotation, cellular component: cytoplasm; mitochondrion. The transcript has 12 exons. Gene Ontology annotation, molecular function: ATP hydrolysis activity; heat shock protein binding; misfolded protein binding. Lineage: Eukaryota; Perkinsozoa; Perkinsida; Perkinsidae. Gene Ontology annotation, biological process: cellular response to unfolded protein; protein refolding.
AUGCUGUCUAAGCUCGCAACACCCAGCAUCGCCUUGGCCCGCCCCUCGGCUAUGAGGCUCCUGUCAACCAGUGCCAUCCGAUUCGCUAAGACCACGGGAGAUAUCGUGGGCAUCGAUCUGGGAACCACCAAUUCUUGUGUAGCUGUUAUGGAAGGUUCUCAGGCUCGUGUCAUUGAGAACUCUGAGGGUAUGCGCACGACACCAUCCGUAGUGGCCUUUACGAAGACGGGUGAGAGGCUAGUUGGAAUGCCAGCUAAACGUCAGGCUGUGACCAAUCCUGAGAACACUCUUUUCGCUACUAAGCGUCUUAUCGGCCGACGAUACAAUGACCCCGAGACUCAAAAAGAUAAGCAGCAAAUGCCCUACAAGAUCGUCUGUGACAAGACUGGUGAUGCUUGGGUUGAAGCCAACAAUCAGAAGUAUUCUCCUUCUCAAAUCGGUGCCUUCGUUCUGAUGAAGAUGAAGGAGACCGCGGAUUCAUUCCUCGGACGUGAAGUGAAGCAAGCCGUUAUUACUGUCCCUGCCUAUUUCAACGAUGCACAGAGACAGGCUACUAAGGAUGCUGGCAAGAUCGCUGGUCUUGAUGUUCUUCGUAUCAUCAACGAGCCCACUGCUGCUGCUUUAGCUUACGGCUGUGAUAAGAAUGAGGGUCAGACUAUUGCCGUAUAUGAUCUCGGCGGAGGCACCUUUGAUAUAUCCAUUUUGGAGAUCUCUGGCGGUGUGUUUGAGGUCAAGGCCACUAACGGUGACACUUCUCUCGGUGGUGAGGAUUUCGAUAGGGUCAUUCUCAAGCACUUAAUCGAUGAGUUCAAGAAGCAACAAGGCAUCGAUCUCGCACAAGACCGUAUGGCAUUGCAGAGGCUGAAGGAGGCCGCUGAGACUGCCAAGAUUGAGCUUUCCAGCAAGGUCCAGACUGAGAUCAACUUGCCCUUCAUCACUGCUGAUGCCUCGGGUCCUAAGCAUCUGCAGAUGACAUUGAGCCGUGCUCAGUUGGAGGGGCUCACUGCUGACCUCCUGAGCAAGACCAAGGCCCCCUGUGAGGCUUGUCUUCGAGAUGCUGGUCUCAAGAAGGAUGAGCUGAGUGAAGUCAUCCUUGUUGGUGGCAUGACUCGUAUGCCUGCCGUCUCGGAGGUUGUGAAGAAGCUGUAUGGUAAGGAGCCCCAUAAGGGUGUGAACCCGGAUGAAGCUGUGGCUAUGGGUGCUGCUAUUCAAGCUGGUGUCCUCAAGGGAGAUGUGAAGGACAUCCUUUUGCUCGAUGUCACUCCUUUGUCACUGGGUAUUGAGACUCUCGGAGGUGUCUUCACUCGUUUGAUCAAUCGUAACACGACGAUUCCCGCCAAAAAGUCGCAGGUCUUCUCUACCGCUACUGACAAUCAGACUCAGGUGGGUAUUAAGGUUUUCCAGGGCGAGCGUGAGAUGGCUGCUGACAAUAAGCUCCUCGGUCAGUUCGAUUUGGUGGGAAUCCCCCCGGCUCCUCGUGGGGUACCUCAAAUCGAAGUUACUUUCGAUAUUGAUGCUAAUGGUAUCGUCAACGUUUCCGCUAUGGACAAGUCCACCGGCAAGAAACAGAACAUCACUAUUCAGUCCUCGGGUGGUCUCUCUGAUGCUGAUAUCAAUAAGAUGGUGAACGAGGCUGAGAGCAUGAAGGAGCAAGAUGAGAAGCGCAAGCAGGCCGUUGGUGCUAAAAAUGACGCCGAGACUCUCGUCUACUCUGUGGAGAGGCAACUCAGUGAGCUCAAGGACAAGAUGAGCGAUGCUGAUGCCGAGGACUUGAAGCAAAAGAUUGCCGCUGUGAGGUCAACUCUGACCACGGAUGAUGUUGAUGAGAUCAAGAACAAGACCAAGGAGUUGCAAGAUGCUUCUUGGAAGGUUUCUUCACAGGCGUAUCAGCAGGGCUCAAACGACCAACAGCAAGAGGAACAGAAGACUGAAAAUACCGAGGAUGAAAAGAAGAAUUAAAUAUCGUUGUUGACGUUGUGGGUAUUUUCUAGUUGUGUAGUUGGUGUGAUCACAACGAAGACUCUGUGUAUCUCGUUUCCGUGGAUUCAUUAUCAUUAUUAUCAUCACCGUUGGUCGUGUGGCUGUUAAAUGAUCAUUGUAAGGAACCAUUAGACACCCGUGCCUUUGUUACUAUCUCCAUCAUCACUUUUACUAAAAUACUACUCUACGAAUGCCGAGAUCAAGGGAUUGAGUUUCAGAGGUU